AUGAGCACGACUGCGGGUGAUGAACAACGAUACGGCCCAACCACAACUCUAGAGGAGGGCGUCGAGCGUGAAAUCUAGUGGGUCAUAACUAGCUCAAUAUGUUUGCCUGAACCUGAAAAAAAUGUCCGGCCGCCGCAAGGCGAAUUCCGGUGACUUUGGCGCCUCUGGUGUCGCACGUCUGUUACGUCUGGUAAGCAGGCCGCUAAACGUGUCCGUUUUGGCCGGCCGGCACUCGGUACAAAUCACCCUCAGAGACUACCUACGCGCGAAGAGCGGCGGCGGCGCGAACCAGGGUUUCCGGGCCCGCAUCGCGGAAUUUACCGGCGGCGCGACGCAACGCAUCAUUGUGGCACUGCGGGGCGAUUUGAGCGAGAACGAGACGCUCCGAGAGACCGUCGCGCGGGCAAAGGACCCGCGCGCCUUCGACGAGGCGGGUCCAGCGGCACGCGCCGCUUUAGUUAAUGAAGUCGCCGCCGAGGAGCCGACGCUGGCUCUCGUGCGGCAGGCGCUGCGAAUAGCUCCGGCGUGCGGCGACGAUGAUGUCACGACAUUUUUUGCCGCGACGAUCCAAUCGGAGAUGACCGCAGUCAUCCCGAGCUUUAGCAUGGUCAAGCUCAUUCCAUUUCUGUUGCUUUUGCAGGGUCUCGCGCAGAAUUGCGCCAAUUGGGUCGUUUUCCCGGCCACGAUGUUGAUAUUGCAGAAGCUCGGCCUGCUCACGGGCGACCUGGACCAGGAUCGCGCGCUGCUCAAAGAGUGGGGUCUCGCACUGCUUGCUCAGCUGCCAAAUAGAGUGCUCUGGGAGGCGCUCACUUUCAUGAGCGGCGAGCCCGGUCGAAUCGCGAAGGCCGACGCGACUUUUAGGAGGAUCUUCAGGCGGUGGAAUCGAAGGACUCGGCGGCGGCUAUCAAAUACCCAAUAUCGCAAGCUCAUGUCGACGUCCUUCGCGGCGGACCUCCGGCUCUUCGUCAACGCGAUCGGGGGCCAGGGCGUCGGCCAGCUGGGCACCUGGCUCCAGUUCCACCAGGUGCCGCGAGCCGCGAGCGCCGCUGUCGCCGCCGGCGUCGUGGUGGGCGCUUUAGGCGACGCCGCCACGCCGGAAAUCGUCGCUGGAUUGAUCGCGUGCCGAACCGAUCAAAUCCUCCCCGCCAUCGAGGCCUACCUGAAAGCCCGGCCAGGCUUAGUGCGGGGGGACGUCGACUAG
Pelagomonas calceolata is the source of this 1201-nucleotide messenger RNA. NCBI's taxonomy places the organism in Eukaryota, Pelagophyceae, Pelagomonadales, Pelagomonadaceae. The record is from the annotation of a GenBank genome assembly.